This is a messenger RNA of Sphaeroforma arctica JP610, 411 nucleotides long. RefSeq lists its product as hypothetical. Lineage: Eukaryota; Ichthyosporea; Ichthyophonida. The record is from RefSeq and is a predicted model, not a curated record. The annotation marks the transcript as partial. Gene Ontology annotation, molecular function: carbohydrate binding. The transcript has a single exon.
CCAUACGGCGUCACUCACACCAUUACCUUCGAUUAAGCCUGCUUCUCUUUCUACGAGCCCAAGUAUGACGCCAACCCCUAGCGCAACCGUCACCGCCAGUCCAAGUGCGACCUUGACUGCCAGUCCUAGUCCAUCUAUGUUUAUUCCGGCUUUCAUCAAUGGUACAGUUAUAAAGCACGUGACGCGAGAAGGUAUCGAGAACGUUACCGUAACUGCUGUGUGUGUAACUGAUGCUACCAUCAGCUACACCGCUGUGGCCGGCGCUGAUGGGUCAUAUUCCAUUGGGAAUGUGGUGGACUGCGAGUACAACGUGACCGUUCCUGUAGAACACCUGGGCGACCCUGUGUUCACUGAUCCCAACGUCACUGUAGUUAUCACACCGGACAUCAGAUAUGGCGAGGCGGACUUCGA